This is a messenger RNA of Vicia villosa (hairy vetch), 477 nucleotides long. RefSeq lists its product as uncharacterized. The record is from RefSeq and is a predicted model, not a curated record. Bases 1 to 477 code for a protein of 158 amino acids. Lineage: Eukaryota; Viridiplantae; Streptophyta; Magnoliopsida; Fabales; Fabaceae. The transcript is spliced from 2 exons. Gene Ontology annotation, molecular function: RNA-DNA hybrid ribonuclease activity; nucleic acid binding.
AUGGAUCCUUUGAAAUAUGUGUUUGAGAAACCAGCUCUUACAGGAAGGAUUGCUCGAAUGGCAAAUGUUAUUAUCCGAAUACGACAUUUAAUACGUGACACAAAAGACGAAGACAUUAUGGUUAUAAAAGACUACGAGAUACCAGGACCCGACGAAGGACCGGAACCAGGGGCACGAUGGACACUCAUGUUUGAUGGUGCAUCAAAUGCACUGGGGCAUGGUGUUGGGGUUGUGUUAACAUCUCCAGAAAACUUCCAUAGGCCGUAUACUGCAAGGAUGUGUUUCAACUGUACAAAUAAUGUUGCUGAAUACGAAGCUUGCAUCUUAGGUUUAGAAGCUGCUAUCGAUCUCAGAAUCAAAUUCCUGGAUGUGUAUGGGGACUCAACGUUGGUCAUAUAUAAAGUCAACAGCGAAUGGGACACCAAGCAUCCCAAAUUAAUUCCAUAUCGAUAUCAUGUUUUGAAGCUAGCUACAUAA